Molecule: messenger RNA, 969 nt
Organism: Exophiala dermatitidis NIH/UT8656
Lineage: Eukaryota; Fungi; Ascomycota; Eurotiomycetes; Chaetothyriales; Herpotrichiellaceae
Exons: 2
Coding region: 1-969 (322 amino acids)
Source: RefSeq, a predicted model, not a curated record
AUGACCAGCGACUCGUUGGCCCUAGCCACGCACGACCCGUUGGUCGUAGUCGAUCCGCCCGACCUACUCAACGAAAACAAAUACCCUAGACAAUUUUGUCCGCUCGACCCUAAUGCGGGAGAGGUUCCGUCCGAAUAUGCUGUUGGGAUUACGAAUGUUGUGUCCAUCGAUACCACCACCGAUACUACGACCACCACCACCUCCGGUACUGGCUCCGGUGCUGGUGCUGCUGCAAAAGGUAUAAUCUACUACCUCCUCAACCACCGCCCCGGAGGGAACAACCACAUUCUCGGCGCGGGCGUCGCACUAGUUGAACUCGACGCCUCCACCUCAUCCACAGAAUACCCGCCAACACCGAGGAUCAAACGUCUUCCGUCUCCCCAUACUUCGUCCACCUCCUCACCAUUGUCCAAACACCAUCUAUGGUUCGACGGCUCCAGCGAACCAUGGUACGGCGACAUCUGCGCCCUCCGCUGGCACAGCCACAUCUACGCCUACGGCCACGGCGGCGACGAUAAUCCCUGGGUUUACGUUGCCAGAGUCCCCGUCACUGACAUCACCACUCGUGGUCUCAACACCUACGAAUACUGGAACGGCGAACACUGGCAGAAGAACCCACUUGAAAAGACUUCCAUCGGCGAGAAAGAAAGUGUCUUUUGGCAGAUCAAUCAGGGACAGGUCGUUUAUUCGAAGUUCCUGGCGUGUUUGGUUUUUGUGUAUGUUGACAACUUUAUGAAUUCCCGCGUCCAUCUCAAAACCUCUCAAACCCCCGAAGGGCCAUGGUCAGACCCGCCUGUCAUGCUGUACCAGGCCACACCUAUCCUGCCAAAAGAGAAAAUGGGCUGUAUUUACGCGGCCGUCCCACAUCCUUACUUUGACGAGUCGGGAAAGACGCUGGUGGUCACGUUUACGAAUCAUCCGAAUACGAUCCAGGCGGUACGGGUGGUAUUCAAAGAUACAGAUACCUAA